This is a messenger RNA of Clunio marinus, 525 nucleotides long. The record is from the annotation of a GenBank genome assembly. Lineage: Eukaryota; Metazoa; Arthropoda; Insecta; Diptera; Chironomidae.
ACCUUUGGAGCUAAAUGUGCGAAGUGUUGUAGGAAUAUUGCGCCGACUGAUUGGGUGAGACGAGCAAAAGAUCAAGUGUUUCACCUCGCAUGUUUCUCGUGUGACCAAUGUGGACGACAGUUAUCAACCGGCGAACAAUUUGCAAUGAUUGAUGAACAAGUUUUAUGCAGAAGUCACUAUUACGAGCUUGAUGGUUCAACGACGUCUAGUGAUGAUGGUUAUGACUGUGAUGGUUUUAAUAAGAAUAAAUCGAAACGCAUCAGAACGACCUUCACAGAAGAACAAUUACAAAUCCUACAAGCAAAUUUCCAAAUUGAUAGCAAUCCCGAUGGUCAAGAUCUUGAGAGAAUCGCCAACAUGACUGGAUUAAGCAAGAGAGUUACACAAGUCUGGUUUCAGAAUUGUCGAGCACGACAAAAGAAACAUAAAAAUCCGCGUGAUUGCGACAGAUCGCCAGUUCAAACACUUCUUCCAAUCGUACCACCAGAUAUUUGCAUGGCAACUUCUAUAACAGCAGCAGCGUGA